GCGGAUUUUAACUCUUUAAAAAUCGUCCCUCAUUACCAUCUGAGGGUCUGGAUUUAAUCUCUCGACUUCUACGUUCAUUUGAUAGAGGAGCAGAAGAGAGUAUCGUGCUGGACGUCUAGGUGUUGUUCAACGGACUCGGAGUCUCAUGUUUGAUGAGAGGCUAGUAGCUGCUAUUACCAAUGGAAUCGCUAAGGGAGUUCGAAGCUUCAUGUAUAACCAAAUGUAUCAAGAAAGUCCGAUCACAGCCAUCGUUACCCCCGUCGUUCGACGCUCCCCGCGGAUGUUCCCGUGGAUCUUUGCGUGGAUAUUGCCGUGGGCAUCACUGCACAUAUUCCCAUGGACAUUCUUGCGGAGAUGCUCGCGGGAUACGCUCACAUACUUGAGGCCAUGCAGGCAGCUCUUAGCACAUCUUCGGCAAAAAAGGGGCAGCCUCUUAUGCAGACGUAGACAAACGUAAUGUCGAACUGUGCCAACAACUGCUGCAGCUUUGGAUAUUUAGUCAUAAAUCGACUCUAUCUUCAA
Aspergillus alliaceus is the source of this 522-nucleotide messenger RNA. RefSeq lists its product as uncharacterized. NCBI's taxonomy places the organism in Eukaryota, Fungi, Ascomycota, Eurotiomycetes, Eurotiales, Aspergillaceae. The coding region runs from base 146 to 457 and encodes 103 amino acids. The record is from RefSeq and is a predicted model, not a curated record. The transcript has a single exon.